This is a messenger RNA of Salvia hispanica, 941 nucleotides long. RefSeq lists its product as uncharacterized. The record is from RefSeq and is a predicted model, not a curated record. Lineage: Eukaryota; Viridiplantae; Streptophyta; Magnoliopsida; Lamiales; Lamiaceae.
CCCCUCCGAAACCAUCUCCGCUUUUUUCCCACCACUAUAAAUACACUGCACUCGUAUAGCCAGGUUUGCCAAAAUCACCACUCAAAACCCUCUCUCCAACAAAAAACCGCUCAACAAACCCGGUUCAAAAUGACAACUCUCGCAUCUCGUAAAUCGAGCGGACCGGUCAUCCGGUCCGGUUCCCCUUCCCCAUCAUUCAACCGCCGCUUUCCCGCCCAAUCGCCGUCCUCCUUCGCCUCAGCCUCCACCUCCGCCGCCUUCGCCUCGCCGCGCUCCUUCGGGAGACCGGCCUCCCCGACCCGGGUAAACCUCUGCAACUACACGACCCCUUCACUCAGCUUCUCAUUAGACCGGUCCGGUUCAAGGAACCAGACCGUUUCAUUUUCAAGCCGGUCCGAGAAGCCCCCGGUCCGACCGGCUCCUCAGCGGAGGACGUGUAUGUGCUCCCCAACUAACCACCCCGGUUCGUUCCGGUGCAGCUUGCACAAAGCCGCCGCCGCGAGCUCGCGCGCGCCGUCGUGCGGGAGCUCGAGCCGGCUGAUCCUGCGGCGGUCGGCGAUGAAGAAUUCGCUGGUGCGGAUCGGCACGGUGGAGGGGGAAUUGGUGAUGAGAGCGCUGGCGGCGCUGAUCCGCCCCUCCUCCCACAGCCAGCGGCGCCGCGGCGAGUUCCGGCCGCGCCCUAGCCGGCUAUCGGCGAUGUCGAAGGAUUGAUUGUGCGUGAAUUGAAGGUGUGAAUUGCUGGGUGCGGUGGCGGUGGUGGAAGGUUAUUGAACGAGGACGGAUUUUUUUUAGCUCCGGUGACCGAAGACCCAAUUUGAUCGGAGAAGGAGCCUGACGUAUUUUUUUCACUUGGACAGUAUUUGUAUAGCAAUAUUACUUAAUUUAUUAAACAUAAUUUUCAAUCAAAAUUCAGUAAAUACAAUUUUGAAUCGUGACAAAAA